UGGCGGUUGGCAGCGAGCUACCUGCGCGAAGUGAGGCGAGGCGAGACUGCUCCGGACUCACGGACCGACAGACAGAGCGGCCCCUUCGGCCGUCGGCGGCCAGGCGGCCCGAGAUGUUGUCUGGGAAGAAGGCCGCGGCGGCGGCUGCGGCGGCAGCGGCGGCGGCGGCGGCCGGGACGGAGGCCGGCCCCGGGGCAGCGGGCGGCGCGGAGAACGGCUCUGAGGUGGCCGCGCCGCCCGCGGGCCUGUCGGGCCCUGCCGAAGCCGGGCCGGGGGUGGCGGGGGAGCGCACUCCCCGCAAGAAAGAGCCUCCGCGGGCCUCCCCUCCCGGGGGCCUGGCCGAGCCACCGGGGUCCGCCGGGCCUCAGGCCGGGCCUACCGUCGUGCCUGGAUCUGCGACCCCCAUGGAAACGGGAAUCGCAGAGACUCCGGAGGGGCGACGGACCAGCCGGCGCAAGCGAGCGAAGGUAGAGUACAGAGAGAUGGAUGAAAGCUUGGCCAACCUCUCAGAAGAUGAAUAUUAUUCAGAAGAAGAGAGAAAUGCUAAAGCAGAGAAGGAAAAGAAGCUUCCCCCACCACCUCCUCAAGCCCCACCUGAGGAAGAAAAUGAAAGCGAGCCUGAAGAACCAUCUGGGCAAGCAGGAGGACUUCAAGACGACAGUUCUGGAGGGUAUGGAGACGGCCAAGCAUCAGGUGUGGAGGGUGCAGCUUUCCAGAGUAGACUUCCUCAUGACCGGAUGACUUCUCAAGAAGCAGCCUGUUUUCCAGAUAUUAUCAGUGGACCACAGCAGACCCAGAAGGUUUUUCUGUUCAUUAGAAACCGCACAUUGCAGUUGUGGUUGGAUAAUCCAAAGAUUCAGCUGACCUUUGAGGCUACUCUUCAACAAUUAGAAGCGCCUUACAACAGUGACACUGUGCUUGUCCACCGAGUUCACAGUUAUUUAGAGCGUCACGGUCUUAUCAACUUCGGCAUCUACAAAAGGAUAAAACCCCUACCAACUAAAAAGACAGGAAAAGUAAUUAUCAUAGGCUCUGGGGUCUCUGGCUUGGCAGCAGCUCGUCAAUUACAAAGUUUCGGAAUGGAUGUUACACUUUUGGAAGCCAGGGAUCGAGUGGGUGGACGAGUGGCUACAUUUCGCAAGGGAAACUAUGUAGCUGAUCUUGGAGCUAUGGUAGUAACAGGUCUUGGAGGGAAUCCCAUGGCUGUGGUCAGCAAACAAGUAAAUAUGGAACUGGCCAAGAUCAAGCAAAAAUGCCCACUUUAUGAAGCCAAUGGACAAGCAGACACUGUCAAGGUUCCUAAAGAGAAAGAUGAAAUGGUAGAGCAAGAGUUUAACCGGUUACUGGAAGCUACAUCUUACCUUAGUCAUCAGCUCGACUUCAAUGUCCUCAAUAAUAAGCCUGUGUCCCUUGGGCAGGCAUUGGAAGUUGUCAUUCAGUUACAAGAAAAGCAUGUCAAAGAUGAGCAAAUUGAACAUUGGAAGAAGAUAGUGAAGACUCAGGAGGAGUUGAAAGAACUUCUUAAUAAGAUGGUAAAUUUGAAAGAGAAAAUUAAAGAACUCCAUCAGCAAUACAAAGAAGCAUCUGAGGUCAAGCCACCCAGAGAUAUCACUGCAGAGUUCUUAGUGAAAAGUAAACACAGGGAUCUGACUGCCCUGUGCAAGGAAUAUGAUGAAUUAGCUGAAACACAAGGAAAGCUAGAAGAAAAACUUCAAGAAUUGGAAGCCAAUCCCCCAAGUGACGUGUAUCUCUCAUCAAGAGACAGACAGAUACUUGAUUGGCAUUUUGCAAAUCUUGAAUUUGCUAAUGCCACACCUCUCUCUACACUCUCCCUUAAACAUUGGGAUCAGGAUGAUGACUUUGAGUUUACUGGCAGCCACCUAACAGUGAGGAAUGGCUACUCUUGUGUGCCUGUGGCUUUAGCAGAAGGCCUAGACAUUAAACUGAAUACAGCGGUGCGGCAGGUUCGGUACACAGCUUCAGGAUGUGAAGUGAUAGCUGUGAAUACCCGCUCCACAAGCCAAACCUUUAUUUACAAAUGUGAUGCAGUUCUCUGUACCCUUCCCUUGGGUGUGUUGAAGCAACAGCCACCGGCUGUUCAGUUUGUGCCACCUCUUCCUGAGUGGAAAACAUCCGCAGUGCAAAGGAUGGGAUUUGGCAACCUUAACAAGGUGGUGUUGUGUUUUGACCGUGUGUUCUGGGAUCCAAGUGUCAAUUUGUUCGGGCAUGUUGGCAGUACAACUGCCAGCAGAGGUGAACUCUUCCUCUUCUGGAACCUUUAUAAAGCUCCGAUACUAUUGGCACUAGUGGCGGGAGAAGCUGCCGGCAUCAUGGAAAAUAUAAGUGAUGAUGUGAUUGUUGGCCGAUGCCUGGCCAUCCUCAAAGGGAUUUUUGGUAGUAGCGCGGUGCCCCAGCCCAAGGAGACUGUGGUAUCCCGCUGGCGUGCUGAUCCCUGGGCUCGGGGCUCCUAUUCAUAUGUAGCUGCAGGAUCAUCUGGAAAUGACUAUGAUUUAAUGGCUCAGCCAAUCACUCCUGGCCCUUCAAUUCCAGGUGCCCCACAGCCAAUUCCACGACUCUUCUUUGCUGGAGAACAUACAAUCCGUAACUACCCAGCCACUGUCCAUGGUGCUCUGCUGAGUGGGCUGCGAGAAGCCGGAAGGAUUGCAGACCAGUUCCUGGGGGCCAUGUACACCCUGCCUCGCCAGGCCACACCAGGCGUUCCUGCACAGCAGUCCCCAAGCAUGUGAGACUGAUGGGUUCGGAGGGAAGCAGCCAAUGUGCGUGUCUUUUGCUGUGUAGACAGAGCUCUUGUAGCAGUACUGGAUCCCACUGAGAAACUCACUCUGGCAUCUGGGCUCCCAGUCAGCUGCUGGAACUCAUGAUGCCAGGUGGCCAAGGAGGUUGCCUCCUUUGAGUGACUUAGAGCUAGAGAGGCAGUUGUCCAUUAGUGUGGAAGUUGGCGUUCUUCCUAAAGACUGAGGUAACCAAGUGUGGGGAGGGGACAUCUUAGUCUCUUGGUAUGUGGUGGUUUUUUAUAUUUUAAAAAUAAAACUUCAUAUAAAAUUCUUCC
Messenger RNA from Lynx canadensis (Canada lynx), 3070 nucleotides. It is a transcript of the gene KDM1A, whose product is annotated as lysine demethylase 1A. NCBI's taxonomy places the organism in Eukaryota, Metazoa, Chordata, Mammalia, Carnivora, Felidae. Bases 114 to 2747 code for a protein of 877 amino acids. Gene Ontology annotation, cellular component: nucleus. The record is from RefSeq and is a predicted model, not a curated record. The transcript is spliced from 21 exons. Gene Ontology annotation, biological process: regulation of DNA-templated transcription. Gene Ontology annotation, molecular function: flavin adenine dinucleotide binding; oxidoreductase activity; protein binding.